Molecule: messenger RNA, 1730 nt
Organism: Diorhabda sublineata
Lineage: Eukaryota; Metazoa; Arthropoda; Insecta; Coleoptera; Chrysomelidae
Gene: Dus2
Product: tRNA-dihydrouridine(20) synthase [NAD(P)+]-like
Exons: 6
Coding region: 215-1600 (461 amino acids)
Biological process (GO): tRNA dihydrouridine synthesis
Cellular component (GO): cytoplasm
Molecular function (GO): flavin adenine dinucleotide binding; tRNA binding; tRNA dihydrouridine synthase activity
Source: RefSeq, a predicted model, not a curated record
UAUUUACUUAAGUAUUACAAAAACGUUCAGCAUUAAAACAAAUAACCAUCAACUUUUAUUUAUAACUAACAAAUUCUAUGUUCUAGUGCAUAAUAGGUCACCGUAAUCUCGAACCAAAUAAUUUAGUUAGAUAACGUUCCUCUACUGUCAAAACAUAAGCAUGUACUUUUAAACCACGUUUAGUUUUAAAAAUUAAAAGGCUUUAAAAAUAACAAUGAAAAAUAAGUUAGAUAUAAGAAAGAAUGUUUUAAAUUAUGAUAAUAAAGUUAUUCUUGCUCCCAUGGUAAGAGUAGGUACCUUACCAAUGAGGUUGUUAGCUUUGAGAUAUGGAGCAGACAUAGUUUAUACAGAAGAACUAAUUGAUUGGAAAUUUUUAAAAUCAGUACGAAGGGAAAAUGAAGUUUUGGGAACAAUUGACUAUUUGGACGCGACAAAUGGGACUGUCGUAUUUCGUACUUGUGCAGAAGAAAAAGAAAAAGUAGUAGUACAAUUAGGAACUAGUGAUCCGCAACGAGCCUUAAAGGUUGCAAAAAUGAUUGAAAAUGACGUUGCAGGCAUUGAUAUCAACAUGGGCUGUCCUAAAGAGUUCUCUUUAAAAGGAGGCAUGGGCGCUGCAUUAAUGACUCAACGGGUAAAAGCAAAACAGAUACUUUCAUUAUUAGUUCAGAAUUGUAGCAUUCCAGUGACGUGUAAAAUAAGAGUUUUCGAAAGUAUUGAUGAAACUUUGAAUUUUGUUAAAGAUUUAGAGUCGACGGGAAUAUCUGCAAUAGCUGUACAUGGUAGAACGAGAGUAGAAAGACCACAGCAUCCUAAUCGAAAUGAAACUUUAAGAAAAAUUUCAGAAACAUUGAGGAUACCAGUUAUUGCAAACGGCGGUUCUAGAGAAAUAGAAAAUUACAGAGAUUUGAUUAAAUUUAAAGAAGACUGUGGGUGUAGUAGUGUUAUGGUCGCAAGAGCAGCAGAAUAUAAUUGUUCUAUAUUUAGAAAAGAAGGAAUGAAAUUAAUGGAUGAUGUUAUAGUAGAAUAUUUAAAAAAUUGCGUCGAAUACGAUAAUCCUCCUAGUAAUACGAAAUAUUGUGUCCAAAAUAUGUUAAAAGAACUACAAGAGACUCCUCGAGGAAAAAAAUUCCUGGAAUGUCAAACCCUCGAACAAAUAUGUAAUAUUUGGGGUUUAGGUGAGUACUGCCGUCAAAAAUACUUGGAAUACCAAUCAAGGGGUAUUAUUGGUAGAAGAGAAGUGGCACCGGAUAUGUUCAGUCCUCAACUUAAAAAGCAAAAAACUGAUCUUGAUGGUGAAGACAUCGACAUUUGUUUAAAUUGUGUUUUUAUUCGAGUGAACUAUACAGAAGAUCCCCAAUUACCAAAGUCGAGGUUAAUAGUUUACUGUGGGAAGAAUAAAUACGAUUCUCCAAAGUACAAGGUUUUUAACGAAGAUAAAUUGUUUAGAGCUGUUGUUACUUUGAAUGAUAAAAAGUAUAGUUCAUCAUAUUGGGAGAAGAAUAAAAAAUAUGCAGAACAAGGAGCAGCACUUGUAGCUUGCGUUUCGUUAGGAUUAAUUGAUAGAGAACAAUUAGUAAAAGAUGGGAGUAUUCUAGAAUAAAUAAAAACACUUUUUUUUUUGGAGUUUCAAUACUAAAGCCUUCAUUUUACGUUAAAUAUACAAUUUUGAUAACGAUAAUUUCACGUUCUAUGACGUUGUUAAGGACUCUUUGGCAUUAUUAUAGUGAUAA